CCAGGCAGCUGUUGGUGGAAGGAACUGGACUGAUCACAUUUGUUGGGCUGGUGCUUCUGACUCUCAGGAGAGACACUGGGCAGCUGCUCUGACUGGCUUUGCCUCUGGACUUGCAGUGAGAGAUCUCCCUGCAGACACUGAGUGACCAUCCUCAGCACUUGGAUUCCUACAGCCCCCUGGGCCGGAUCCCCACAGUCUUCCAGGGCCGAGAACCCCGCAGACGCUGAGCGAUGGCUUCCAUGGGGCUGCAGGUCAUGGGCAUCGCCCUGGCCGUGCUGGGCUGGCUUGGUGCCAUACUGAGCUGCGCGCUGCCCAUGUGGCGCGUCACGGCCUUCAUCGGCAGCAACAUCGUCACAUCGCAGACCAUCUGGGAGGGCCUGUGGAUGAACUGCGUGGUGCAGAGCACGGGCCAGAUGCAGUGCAAGGUGUACGACUCGCUGCUGGCGCUGCCGCAGGACCUGCAGGCGGCCCGCGCCCUUAUGGUCAUCUGCAUUAUCCUGGCCGUGGUGGGUGUGCUGCUGUCCGUGGUGGGCGGCAAGUGCACCAACUGCGUGGAGGACGAGAGCUCCAAGGCCAAGAUCAUGAUUGUGGCGGGCGUGGUGUUCCUGCUGGCCGGCCUGCUGUCGAUAGUGCCUGUGUCCUGGACGGCCCACAAUGUCAUCCGUGACUUCUACGACCCACUGGUGGCCUCCGGCCAGAAGCGGGAGAUGGGCGCCUCACUCUACAUUGGCUGGGCCGCCUCAGGCCUGCUGCUGCUUGGCGGAGCCCUGCUCUGCUGCAACUGCCCCCCCAGCACCGACAAGCCCUACUCGGCCAAGUACUCGGCUGCCCGCUCCGCCCCAGCCAGCAACUAUGUGUAAGGUGUCCAGCUCGACACUUCCGCUCGGCUUUGUUUCUCCCUGGACUGAGCCCAGGGCAGCCUGAGACCCCGGGACGGCCCUGCCAUGGGCUGCAGGCUGUCAGGGGCUGGGCGAGCAGGGACUGAGCCAGGCCACUGGCCGGCAGCUCUCAGCCCCUUCUGGCCCUCUUGGACACCUGCCCACGGCCUCCUCCACACUAGCGAGGAUGAAUGGAGAGACUCCUGUGCCACCCACCUCUGAAUGGUCUGUGGAUACAGGGGAGGGACGCAAGCCACAGGGUGUGGCGCUGGAGCAGGCGCUGGCUCCUGCUGGCGGGGCAGCUCAGCGGGCUUUGCUGGGGCUCUGCGUCUGCGUGGUGCCCCGCCCGUGCCCGUGCUGUCCCCUUCUUUAGUCUUCCCUACCCACUGCCUGCACCCUCUGGGGGGGUGAGCGAGCACCUGGGCUGUAAAGCGCCCAUGGAGACCUGAGGUCAUGAGAACACCUGGGGCCCGCUCAGCCACCUGCAGGGGGAGCGCAGAGCUGACGCAGUUGAUGGACGGGUUAGAGGGGAGGGUGCUACAAACUGGUUUGGGUAGUGGUGGGGGAGGGGGCCAGAGAAGCAGCUCUGGCUGCCCGCACCUCUGCUGUGUGCCCACCCCCCUCCCCCAGCCUCAGGCUCAGCCUCAGCAGAAGGACCCUCCCUUCAAGGCGGCCCCCCCCACCCCCGCCUUGAGACCGGCUACCUCUGGAUCUGCUGCCUUGGGAUCCACCACCCCUGCCAAGGUCAUUGGCCAGCCUGGGGAGGACAGGCGGAACGGUCUGUCUCUGGCCCUCAGCCCAGGAAGUCCUGGAGCUUUUCCUGCCUUCUUUGUGGUUUCUGUUUUGUAAUUUAAGGUCUAUUCAUCAUGGUAAUUGCUAUUAUUUUCUACAAUAAAUGGGACCUGUGCACAGGAA
Diceros bicornis minor is the source of this 1793-nucleotide messenger RNA. RefSeq names its product claudin 4 (gene CLDN4). The record is from RefSeq and is a predicted model, not a curated record. Gene Ontology annotation, molecular function: structural molecule activity. Gene Ontology annotation, cellular component: bicellular tight junction; plasma membrane. Lineage: Eukaryota; Metazoa; Chordata; Mammalia; Perissodactyla; Rhinocerotidae. Bases 231 to 860 code for a protein of 209 amino acids. Gene Ontology annotation, biological process: bicellular tight junction assembly; cell adhesion. The transcript has a single exon.